AUGGAUUGUAUUCAGGAUCCCCAGUAUCUGCUGUAUCAAGAGAGCGUACACUCCGCAUUUCAGGAAAUCUACAAAUGCCUUAGAAUCGAUAAUACCGAUGCUGAUUUGUUAGCGGAAGAGCUUGAAAUGUUUGUGAGAAUGGUACACUCGCACCGAAAGCAAAGAGGUUACGCCGACGAUUUCUCUAAUUGUCCAUUGAUUUUCAAUGACCAAUUCGACACCGAAACAAUCGAAGGUGCUCAGACUCCGUCGUCGAGAUCCUAUCCAUCUACAUCUCUUACCGUUUAUCCUUCAUCAUCAUUUCCACUGUGUCCCAAAACUUUCACUCCAUUCCCAAGACUGCCGCCCGAGUUGCGGCAAAAGAUCUGGCGUCUAUGUGCUCCUGAACAUGGGCGUGUCAUAGAGCUGAACAUGUCGGAAGAUUCAAUCUUUCCCACGAAACACCCUGCGCAUGCUGUCUUUCAUGUAAAUCGAGAAAGUAGAAAGGAACUCCUAUCUGUUAUGGGAUACGAAACUUUGAUAUUGAAAAAUAAUCGUCACUUGAGGAUUAAAGCAUGGAGUAGGGAUGCCGUUAUCAAUUUUACACAUGAGGUUGUUUUCCUCAACCCCCCAAUGUCAGAAACUAUUGAGCGCUACUCCGACCUCGAAGGUAACAUACCAAGAAUGUUGUUGGCGCUUAAAAAAGCAAUGAAGCCAGGCCAAUUAGAAAGAAUCAAAACACUGGCGAUAUCCGUCAAGAGCCUUCGGGAGUUUGAGGUAAAGGUGGCUUAUCGUCUACCUGCAUUUCGAGGGUUGGAAACUCUCAUCUGUGUUUUGGAAAAUGAAGAUGGGGAUGGAAAGAUGGAAAUAGUUCUCUCGAAAAUAAACGGACACACAAGUUUGUAUGAUGUACCUCUGUGGAGAAUGUCAUCUGUUCUACAACAAAUUGCGAAAACCUGUUUUCGUCUUACUCAAAGAGGCAGUUACACAAGUUGGAACCCGCCAGAGCUGGUAAUGUGUUUGAAACACACUCGUGAUUGGAAUCAAGAGAGAUUUAUUCCGGAAUUUGCCUGGAAAAAGGUGCCAUUGAAAGAAGAUCCGUGGAAACAUCAUCAUUAA
Molecule: messenger RNA, 1098 nt
Organism: Botrytis fragariae
Lineage: Eukaryota; Fungi; Ascomycota; Leotiomycetes; Helotiales; Sclerotiniaceae
Exons: 2
Coding region: 1-1098 (365 amino acids)
Source: RefSeq, a predicted model, not a curated record